CAGUGGAAGAUAGACUCAACUACAAUGGUCUGGAUGAUAACACUGUGUGUCCUAAUAUCAGGAUUGGACAAGAUGAUUUGCCAGGAUUUGAUCUCAUUACCCAAUUCCAAUUGGAUACCAUUCCGCUACGGGAUGUAAAGAGAGUGGAAGGUUCAACACCACUUCAGAUUGCCUUCAGACUCGACAGAGAGGCCAACUUUGAAAUUCCGACAAGAGUAAUCUACCCACGAGGGCUGCCGGAAGAGUAUUCAUUUGUCACCACGUUCCGGAUGGUAAAAAACACGCUUAAUAAAGUGUGGAACUUGUGGCAGAUUGUGGAUGAAAACGGCUACAAGCAAGUAGGCCUGAGGCUGAAUGGCAACACCCAGUCCUUGGAGUUUUAUUUAGUCGGCUUGGAUAGCAACCUGCAGACAGUCGUUUUUCGAGGGGUUUCACAGGUCUUUGAUACUGACUGGCAUAAGAUCCUGGUGGGCGUGGAGAGGGACACUGUCAGCCUAUUUGUGGACUGCCAUAGAGUAGCCUCCCAUCCUAUUAAACCAAAGGGUGACGUCAAUGUGGAGGGCAAUACUCUGAUAGGCCGACUGGAUGCAAACCACAAAGUGUCCGUGGUGUUUGAGCUGCAGUGGAUGUUGAUUCAUUGUGAUCCACAACGUGCACAUCGAGAGGCCUGCACAGAGUUAUCCAUACAACAG
This is a messenger RNA of Rhincodon typus (whale shark), 692 nucleotides long. Its product is annotated as collagen alpha-1(IX) chain. The annotation marks the transcript as partial. The record is from RefSeq and is a predicted model, not a curated record. The transcript has 4 exons. Lineage: Eukaryota; Metazoa; Chordata; Chondrichthyes; Orectolobiformes; Rhincodontidae.